CCGACCCUGUUUCCGCGGUCAACCUGAGAGGUCUCCAGAAGGGACGAUUUUCAGUUGCAGUAGACGGCAAAGCAGUUAGACCAGGUUCUCCCUAACCGAGCAGUGAGCAAGUUCACGAACGUGGAGCAAUUCCAGUGUCCCGCAGGUCAAAGGCAGCGUUGCCUCUGUUCCAGACGUUGCUUUGCUUACAGGCUUGGGCUCGUCCACGUACCUUAUCUCUCCUGAAGAUCUCACAACAAACCUCCGGGCUUCCUGCAGUUUUCAUCUCCACUUGCUCACGUCCACUCCGUUGGCAAAGAACUCUUUUAAAAUGCAUUUCUAUCGGGUUACUUCCCUGCUUAAGAUCUUUCUAUGAUUCACAUGCUCUCUGGCUCAAGUCCAGACUUUGAUAGGCAAGGCCUUUGGAGAUCUGGCCUUUUGCCCUUCGAUCCAGCUCCAAACUUUGUGGGAUCUUUUCUGGAUUCAUUCUGAUGCUCCAUUUCUCUUGAUCUACUUUCAUUCCACAGUGGCUUAUUAAGCACUCAUCGCGUGCCAGGCACUCUUUUGGGCAGUUGGGAUUCAGCAGAGGGAAACAAAUUCAGGUUAUAUGCGCCAUGGCUAUGACUGGUGUCAGAUUGCCUGCCAGUGUUCUGAGAAAGCCAGAUGUCUGGAUUGGACUCUGGGGAGCGCUACAAGGGACACCUUCGUAUAAACUCUGUGCUUCCUGGAAUCGAUACUUACAUUUUUCUAGUACCCAGUUAAACACAUCAAAUUGUAAAACAUUUUUCCAUAACAUUUUCUCACUGAGACUCCCAAGGCUUUUAAUAUCUCCAGAAUAUAUUUUCCCACUCUCCAUAAGACUUAAAAGUAAUAUAAGCUCUAAAAAAUCCCCUAAGAAGACUCUGCAAAAAGCCGAGGAUGAAGAGGACUCUGAUGACGAGAGCAACUGUGAGACGAGUGAGCAGGAAGAGGAGCUCGAGGGUGACCCCAGUGUGGUCAAAGACUAUAAAGACCUGGAGAAGGUAGUGCAGUCUUUUCGGUAUGAUGUUAUCCUAAAGACGGGCCUAGAUGUCGGGAGAAACAAAGUAGAAGAUGCAUUCUACAAAGGUGAACUCAGGCUGAAUGGGGAAAAAUUAUGGAAGAAAAGCAGAACGGUGAAAGUGGGAGAUACAUUGGAUCUUCUAAUUGGAGAGGAUAAAGAAGCAGAAACAGAGACAGUGAUGAGGGUUCUUCUGAAAAAAGUGUUGGAGGAGAAAACGGAAAGUGAAAAGUACAGAGUGGUGUUACGCCGGUGGAAAAAGUUAAAGUUGCCUAAAAAGAGUAUGUCUAAAUAAAUGGAUUGCUUUUUAUUGAUAAAAACUGCUUUCUAGUGAUGGGGGGAAGGGCCAGCUUCAAAAGAGGACAUUUUUAUUAAAAUAAAGUUAUCUUACGCUUAGUGGAA
Molecule: messenger RNA, 1420 nt
Organism: Callorhinus ursinus (northern fur seal)
Lineage: Eukaryota; Metazoa; Chordata; Mammalia; Carnivora; Otariidae
Gene: MTRES1
Product: mitochondrial transcription rescue factor 1
Biological process (GO): regulation of mitochondrial transcription
Cellular component (GO): mitochondrion
Molecular function (GO): RNA binding
Source: RefSeq, a predicted model, not a curated record